AUGGUAUCUGGAGAUAGUGUGACUCCUGACAAGGAGGAGUACACCCCCACUGAGGGAUCAUCAGUGACUCUGAGCUGUACAUAUGAAACAAGCAGCAGUAACAUCUUCCUUUACUGGUACCGGCAUUAUUCUAACCAGGCUCCUCAGUUUCUACUGUAUAAAGGUGCCAGAUCAAACAGCGGUGAACAUAUCCCUGAUAAGAGAUAUAAAUCCACAACGUCUCGGACAUCAACUGAACUGGUCAUAACAAGACUAACCCUGGCAGACACAGCUCUCUACUACUGUGCUCUCUGGGAUUAUACCCAGUGAUACAAAGUGUAUAAGAUGCCGUACAAAAACUUGCAGACCAAAAAUGCUUUGUUGCUGUGUGGAACAUAAUUAAACAUCAAACCACAAUGUGAUAUCAUAAUAGCAGAGGUUGAGAUCAGAGAAGUGUGGUCACACCUGUGCUGUGUGCAAUCACCAGGUUGUCUAGUGUUUCUCUGUCUUCAUAUUCAAUGAAUUGUGAGAAAGAUGUAUUUGUCACUCUUCUAGGCUUCAAUUUCAGUUAGACAGGUAUUUAAAUAUUGGUUGGAAAAGCACUUGGGAAUAUGACACAUGUACAGCAAUGUUAUUGUUUGUAGUUACUCCUCCUCACAAUUUACACAGCUUGGGCUGUAGUGGAACAGGUUAAGAGCUUCAAGUUCCUUGGUGUCCACAUCACCAACAAACUAUCAUGGUCCAAACACACCAAGACAGUCGUGAAGAGGGCACGACAAAGCCUAUUCCCCCUAAGGAGACUGAAAAGAUUUGGCAUGGGUCCUCAGAUCCUCAAAAAGUUAUACAGCUGCACCAUCGAGAGCAUCCUGAUUGGUUGCAUGACUGCCUGGUAUGGCAACUGCUGGCCUCCGACCGCAAGGCGCUACAGAGGGUAGUGCAUACGACCCAGUACAUCACUGGGGCCAAGCUUCUUGCCAUCCAGGACCUAUAUACCAGGCGGUGUCAGAGGAAGGCCCUAAAAAUUGUGAAAGACUCCAGCCACCCGGUACCGGACCACGAAAUCUAGGUCCAAAUGGCUUCUUAACAGCUUCUAUCCCCAAGCCAUAAGACUCAUGAACAGCUAAGCGUGGCUACCCAGACUAUUUGCAUUGCCCACCCCACCCCACCGCACCCCAUCUUUUACGCUGCUGCUGCUCUGUUUAUUAUCUAAGCAUAGUCUUUUUAACUCUACCCACCUGUACAUAUUACCUCAAUUACCUCAACUAACCAGUGCCCCCGCACAUUGACUCUGUACCGGUACUCCCUGUAUAUAGCCUCCGCACUGUUAUUUUAUUUUACUGGUGCUCUUUAAUUAUUUUUUAUUUUUAUUUUUUACUUAUCUAUUUUUUACUUGACACUUUUUCUUAAAACUGCAUUGUUGGUUAAGGGCUUGUAAGUAAGCAUUUCACUGUGGCAAAUAAAAUUGAUUUGAUUUGAUUUUGGUGGUGUAGUAUGAAAGUCAACCUGAAGGGGGCAACCUAACAAAGCACACACACCCCUGAAUCAGAGGAUGACAUACAGACAGACACCUCCCCAUGGUCUACUACUGCAUGUAAUACAGAACAACAUGAAGCAUCAACAGUAGGACAGAGGGUGUCAAAGCUCUGUGAUAGAUAGAUCAGCAUUGUUCUGCUCCUUACCUUUUACACUUCAAACUGACUGACUAGUCAUGAGAAACUGGCUGAUCCUGCAUGUUCUGGCUGCAUGCUGCUUUGGUAUAACAUCACUCUGUUCAUCUGUCUCUUUCUGUGCAUUUGUUCAUUUUAUUUAGAUACAUUAUUAUUAUAUGUUGUGAAGAUAUAUUUAUCUUUCUUUUCAGGGUGCAGAGCAGAAGAGAAUGUAACACAGCCAACAGAAGAUGUAAUGGUCUUAGAAGGACAACCAACAAAACUCACUUGUCUAUUUAUUACAACUGAUCAAUCACGAUAUCUCUUCUGGUACAAACAACAAACAAAUGGCAACCCCAUCUUUAUGCUAAGAAGGAAUAUGUUUGGAGUUGGGGAAAGUGCUACUGAGUUCAAGGAGAGAUUUGAUGCCUGUCUGAAUUUCACAGCAAAAUCAGUUCCCUUGUCCAUCCAGAGGGUGCAGCUGUAUGACUCUGCUGUGUUCUACUGUGCUCUGAGGUCCACUGUGACAACAGGAGAAACAGCUCCCUUUCAAAAACUAUAGGUUUCACAUGUGUCCAUAGAAACAUACAGUACUAAUGAAAAAUGUAUUUCAAUACAGUAUGUACAGUAGUAGACCUGAAUUAGAUACUCUGUAGGCUACAUGAGUGUUUGUACCUGAAUUAUAAUAGAAUAUGUGUACGUUUUCAAACAGUUAUUUCAGAUAAAUUAAUCAUACUCAUUUCAUACAACAUGUAAGUCAUUGUCAAUUCCUUUAGGCAAUUUUCCAUUUGAUGUGAGCUAGAUGUCUAGGCUUUUCACUUUGUCUACUGUACUGCAAAGAGUGCUAAUAUAAUACUGAUGAGGUAAUAUUGAAACAUUCAUUUCUAUACAAUCUUACCUCUCACUGAACAGGCUCCUCCUUCAUGUCUAUCAGUUGAUGGUGAUAUACAGGCUGAGAUGGACAUGGAAGAGAGAGAGAGGAUCUCUACCGCUUGUUGUAACUCACAGUCACUCCCAGUGUGUUCUGCAUAACCAUGGUACUCUGUCUAAACAUCUGGCUGGUUCUUGAUGUAUUCUGCUUCGGUAAUACUCAAAUCUUGUUGUGCUGUGUGUUAUAAUUUUAACUUCCAGUUUCAGCCACAAUGUCAAUGUAGCAAUAUUACACUUUCAUGCACCUACUCAUCUGCACUCUCUUCAGUGGUAUCUCCAGGACCCUGGAUCAGCUCCCAUCUUCCUCCUCCUCACUGGAGUGUCGUCAAACCCCUCUGUAGUAAAAGCUCCUCCUCCGUACCGUCAGUUGUCAGUUAAACUGAACGAUGAGAGAACCCUUGUGGAUCUGGAGAUCUCCUCUGCUGAAGUGACAUACUCUCAGUGA
Molecule: messenger RNA, 3000 nt
Organism: Coregonus sp. 'balchen'
Lineage: Eukaryota; Metazoa; Chordata; Actinopteri; Salmoniformes; Salmonidae
Source: the annotation of a GenBank genome assembly